AUGGUAUAUGCACAUGCAGAUGCUACCAAGGCAAUACGGUGUGGGUAUUCAGCGAUCAAGAAAGCACUGGAAGAACUAAUAGAUGAAACAAAGCAGAAGCCAGAGUGUCGUUUGGAAGCAACCGGUCUAGUAACCAGCAUGGAGAAUCUGGAAACUGGGAUCAUGGCUUCACUCUGGGAUAAAGUUCUCCAACGUUAUAUGCUCCAAGAUCCAAAGAUCGACCUUAACUCUGCCAUUUGCCUCUUUGAUAGUCUAAUAGAAUUUACUGGCUCUCAACGUGCAAGAUUCACCUUCUUCGAACAGAAGGGUCAAGAGCUAACUGGAAGCAAUGAGUAUCCCGAGGAGAACCGACGAAAACGGAAACGAAACACUCAAAUGGAUACCUAUGUUCUUUAUCAUGAUGCUCCUGGAACAACUGAAAAUAGUGAAGUGGAAACGCCAUCGGAUCGUUUUCGUGUUGACAGUUUCCUGCCUGUCAUAGACAAACUACAGUUGGCCCUGACAAAGUGCCGUGCAGCCUAUUCAACCAUCAGUGGGAAAUUUGGGUUCCUUCGAAGGCUAACUAGCAUUUCUGCUGAAGAAAUGCACAAGUAUGCAAAGGUAUUGGUGGAUAGUUAUCCAAGUGACCUUGAACCUGAGCUCUCCAGUGAACUCCUCUUCUUUUCCUCCAUUCUGAAGUCAGAUUUUGCAUCUGAAUGUGACUACCUGUCCUCCAAGAAAAAUGAUGCUCCAGAGAUUUGGAUGCAUCGCGUGAUGAUGGGAAACCCAGCACUUCGAAAUUCUCUUCCAAACGUUGGCACCAUGCUCUCAAUAUUCUUAUCUCUGAUGAUGACUAACUGCAGCGGUGAGAGAUCAUUCAGUGUUCUCAAGAAAGUGAAAAACUACCUGCGCGCCAGCAUGGGACAACAUAAAAUGUCUAAUCUGUCACUCCUGACCCUUGAACAUGGUAUGAUGGACUUGUUAGAUGUGGAUGAACUCAUCUCGUGCUUUGCUACACUUAAAUCUCGAAAAGUGUCUCUGUAA
Molecule: messenger RNA, 1023 nt
Organism: Priapulus caudatus
Lineage: Eukaryota; Metazoa; Priapulida; Priapulimorpha; Priapulimorphida; Priapulidae
Exons: 1
Coding region: 1-1023 (340 amino acids)
Molecular function (GO): protein dimerization activity
Source: RefSeq, a predicted model, not a curated record